CACGUGUGAUUUAUUUCAGCUGUGAUGACCAUCACUGGUGUUAGAAGUCACCUUAACUAGGAGAGAUCACUCAUCAAACCCUGCAGAAGCGUUUUUAGAUAUUUGCGAAGACUUCCUGCUUCCAUGGCUUGAUGCCCUUAGCAUGACUAUGCAAUAUUGACAGAAGGGCAUUAAAAAUAUAUUAUAUUCCAAGUGUCCUGCAGGCUGCAGCAGUGUUGUAGUAUGGCGUCGGCCACCUCCACCCCCGCAGUGUCCAGCAGCCGCGCCAGUCGCUCCGCCAGCCGCCGCAGCGCAGUCAACAUUACCGCAUCCACCAGCCCCACCUACAAGUCCCGCAUCCAGGAGAAGGAUGACCUCCGGCAUCUCAAUGACCGCCUGGCCAACUACAUCCAGCGUGUGCAGGAGCUGGAGAGCGAGAGGUCUUUCAUGCUGCUGCAGCUGGAGGAGAAGGACGAGUCGAAGAGCCGGGAGAUGGGCAACGUGCGGCGGCUGUACGAGGAGGAGCUGAGCGACGUCAGGAAGUCUCUGGACGUUCUAGCAGCAGAGAGGGCCCGUCUUCAGAUCGACUUUGGAAACAUCUCGGAAGAACACAGGAAACUCCAAGCGAGGAACCAGAAGAAGGAGAGCGAUCUAGCGAAUGCCUUGACUCAGUGGAGACGGGUCGAAGCGGUGCUGAGUGCAAAGGAUGCAGAGUGCACAAAGCUUCUGUCGGAGUCCGGACAACUCAAAGACAACCUGACUGAUCUCCAGGGCCAGUUGGAUAUCUCGGAGGGAAUGCUUGCUGAUGCCAAGAGCCAGUUGAGUUCAGAGCUCCUGAGGAGGGUGGACGCCGAGAACCAGGUUCAAACCCUCAAAGAACAGCUCCAGCUCAACAGGAACAUCAGCGAGCAGGAAAUCUUGGAGCUACGGAGUCGACAUGACAGCCGUUUAGUCGAAGUGGACACGGGGAGACGGAGAGAGUUUGAGAUGAAGCUGGCUGAAGCGAUGCAUCAGCUGCGACAGGACCACGAGGGUCAGCUGCAGCAAUACAAAGAGGAGCUGGACAGGACCUUCAACUCCAAACUGGAGAACGCCCAACAGGCGGUGCUGGACAAAGACAUUGUUGUUUCAGCGACCAAAGACGAACUGGAAACCGCCAAACUGAGAGUGGAGACUCUCAGCGCCCAACUACAUCAAUACCAGAAAGAGAAAAUGGCAUUAGAGGGCCGCUUCCAGGACCUGGAUAGGACUCUGGACCGAGAGCGGGAGGUUUGGCAGCAGAAGCUGAGUCAGAAGGAGCAGGAGCUGCUGAGCUUGAGGAGCCAGAUGUACAGCCAGCUGGAGGACUACGAGGACCUGCUGGGUGUCAAGAUUGCCCUGGAUAUGGAGAUCAAGGCCUACAGGAAGAUGUUGGAGGUGGAAGAACAGAGAUUGCAGCUGUCUCCCAGCCCCUCCCAGCACGUGUCCAUACCUCGCACGCAUGAACACGGUAGCGGCCGCAGACUCCGAGGCAAGAAGAGGAAACACGACGGCGCCCCUGGCAGCUCACCCGCGUAUAAAAUGUGCAGUCAUUCGUCUGAGCACGGCGCUGUUAGCAUAGCCGAUGUGGACGUGGACGGGAGAUAUGUCCAACUGAAGAACAUCUCGGAGACGGAUCAGGCGCUCGGUGGCUGGAUUGUCCGCAGGGUAUACACAGACUCCGACAUCUCUUUUCACCUGCCCCCCUCCUGCGCCUUGGCUGGUGGGCAGACGCUUACUAUCUGGGCAGCAGGUGCAGAGGAAGAGGCUGAUCCAGGGGACCUGGUUUUGGAGGGCCACAGGAGCUGGGGCCCCAUUGAUGAGGUCCGGGUCAUCCUCCUCAAUCCUGACUUUGAAGAGAUGGCUGAGCGCCGGGUGUGUAUGCACAACAGGGAGGAGGAAAGUGGCUUGGAUUUUGCGGAAAGCAGCAACAUUCAGCACUUUAGGACGCAGGGUCUAUCCAAGGAGGGCAGCUGUGUUGUCAUGUGAUCCCCCGAAGCCGCUUCCUGUAGUACUACUGAAAUAUUUUAUCUUAUUACCUCAACCCCCCAACAUGCCACUUGCCUGAUGCCUUAAUGCAAGAAGUAGUCAGGUCAAAACCUUUAAUGUAUGUCUGGAAUGAAAUUAU
Molecule: messenger RNA, 2125 nt
Organism: Doryrhamphus excisus (bluestripe pipefish)
Lineage: Eukaryota; Metazoa; Chordata; Actinopteri; Syngnathiformes; Syngnathidae
Gene: lmnl3
Product: lamin L3
Biological process (GO): heterochromatin formation; nuclear migration; nuclear envelope organization
Cellular component (GO): nuclear lamina; nuclear envelope
Molecular function (GO): structural constituent of cytoskeleton
Source: RefSeq, a predicted model, not a curated record